Closterium sp. Yama58-4 is the source of this 5046-nucleotide messenger RNA. The record is from the annotation of a GenBank genome assembly. Lineage: Eukaryota; Viridiplantae; Streptophyta; Zygnematophyceae; Desmidiales; Closteriaceae.
AUGACUAGUGCCUCCGCCGUCGCCGCCGCCGUCGCUGCUGGUGGUGGGGCGGGCGGGGGUGCGGCGGACAUCGUGGCGGCGGCGGCGGCAUUCGUGACGGCAGUGGAACCGGCGGCGGCGCAGGCAGCCGCGGCGCCUCAGAUGCCGCUGCCAGCCUCGCUCCGCGAGCGACGGACGUGGAGCGCGACCGGCAACCGAUCUUGCGCGCCCGGGGCAGGGGCAGGAGGGGGCGCUGUGGCGGCGGCGGUGGCGGGGUCUGGGGCGGAAAGCCCCGCAUCGGGGUCGGAUGCGGGUUUGGAGUCAGCGAGGACUCUCCGGAGGACGCGACCGCACUACGCGGCGCACUUGUCGCUGCCCAGCACUCCGGCGCGAGGCGAUUCCGAUAAUGACGACGAGAGUUCCUGCGACGACUAUGGUCGCCGUGACUUCCGCCGUGCCUCAGUAGUCGGCUACGCGGGCACGUCGAGAGCGGCGUGCGCGCGGAACAACACUGGUGGCGCAAGCAAGCUUGCGCCAAGGGGCGCCCGAAUCGGCGCGGACGCGGACUUGGAGAUGCAGCUGCAGCAGCACCGCGGGCGGUGGUCUAUGGACCGCGCGGAAAGCGAGCAUGCGCAGAGCCUGCGCGAGGGGCUGAAGCAGCGGCUCCGCCAAGGGGGACGAGGUGGCGCGGUUGCGGGGGCGGCGGUAGGUACUGGUCGGGGGCGAGGUGGCGCGGGCCCACUCGCGGGUACCACUUCUGCCGUGGCGGAGAUUAGCGCGGACUCCGCGGACGGAAAGGCCGCCGAGAUGCGCAGCGCGGAUUCGGGCAGCGACGGGAACGGCGCAACGGGCGCAACGGGCGCAAACAGCGCGAACGACGAAAGCAGCUAUCCGUCGAGUCUCGCCUCAUGGCCGAACGAGUCGCCAUCCGCGGUUACUUCCCCCACGACUUCCGCCGCUUCCGAGACGGGAUCCGCCGCGUCGUGGGCUUGGGGAAGCGCGCUUCCCCCUGCGCACCACCCGGUUCGGCCCACGUCCCUCGCGCUGGUCGCGUCAAGAGGACGCGGGAGCUUCCGGGAGAGAAUCGGCGCAAGGAGAGGGCCAGAGAGAAGCGCGGGGAGAGGCGCGGGCCUGGUUGGCGGCGGCAGCCGGUGCAUCAGCUUCCCCCCAGGCAGUUCAAUGGGUGGUCGAAGUCGUUCCGAAACCACCACUACUCCUCGUAGUACUGCAGCCGUCGGCGGCAGCGGCGGCGGCGGCGGCGGAGUCUGCCAAAAGAGCCUACUGGCGGCGCGUACUGUUGCGCAGGCAUCCGCCAGGCCUACUGCUGCGCGCGCUGGCGACGCGUCAGGGCGUUGCAGUCGACGAGCCCGCCUCGCGAUCACCACUCGCACUACAUUUAGUGCUACAGCUACUAAAGCUAUUAGCUGUAGCGCGAGCAGUGGUACUGGUGCUGAAAUAACGAAUGGUUGUGCGACCGCCGGUGGCGGGAAGGAGAGUAGCGGAGGGGAUUUUGGCGGGAGCCUUUCACGCGAUAGCAGCAGCAGCGGGAGGGAGGGAGGUGCUGGUAGCGGUAGCAGAGGCAAAUCGGCAGCGGGCGGGAGGGACGCGGACAAGGCGCGGCCUCAGUGGGGCGCGCGAGCCCCUGGCGCAGCGCUGAAAGCGAAUGUGGUUCUGAAGGGGGUUGAGAGGCGGGGAGGAGUGGAGUGCGGUGCUGACGUGCGCGUAGACGGUGUGGUGAGCGCAGGUGCGGGAAAGGGGGGAGGGAAUUGUGAGGGCCACGUGGAACGCGUUGCUGACACGGGUGCUGGGGAGGAUGAGGGUGGCGUGGUGCGUGGGGCUGGCGGGGCGAGCGCGGCUGGUGGGAUUGCCGGGGCUGAUGCCAGGCCUGACGCGGAGGCUGAUGCCAAGCCUGACGCUGAGGCUAAUGCCAGGCCUGACGCCGAGGCUGAUGUCAGUGCUGAUGCUGAGGCUGAUGCUGGGGCUGCUGGGGGGGCUGAGCCUUUUGUGGUGCUCCUCUGUCGUCUCUCAUCGGUCGUCGCUCGUCUUAGCGCGCGGCUCUUGCAGAACGCUCAAACGCUACUCGCUCCUUCGGCCGCCAUGGCUCCACACAAUCGCCAUGCGUCCCCACACCAACGCUUGCCCUCCGCUCUCCGCCUAGUCCUCACGCUGACGCUGCUCCUUGUAGCCUCCCCCCUCGCGCCCGCCGAGACCGACAUGUCCGCCGCUACCUACAACGUGCCGUACUCGCAAUGCCAGCGCAACCCCGCGCUGCGCAAAUCGAAAGUCGGAGCGGGGGUGGAUUCUGUGUUGGCGCUGUGUCUCAAGUCCACCACGUCGCUCGAGACCAACUUCGAGAAUGCCAACAAGCUCUUCAUCGGCAACAUGUCCAACGUCGCAUCCUUCGGCGCGUUCUGCGUGGAGAUCAAGGAAACCCUCCUAGUGAGCGACGACGGGCUGAGCAUCUACCCGGCGCCGCUGCCGUCCUUCUUCAUCCGCCAGGGCUGGACGCUGCCCCUCUGGGGCCCCGCGCCCGACCCCGCGCUCGUGAACGAGACGGUGCAGAUGACGCUCACCAACAACGGCGUCACCGACCUCAGCGUCACCGGGCUUGACUUCACGCAGUUCGGCCUGCCCGCGGAUUUCUCUGUUGGACCCGGCCUCUCUGCGAACCUGACUUUCAACCGCACGCAGGUGAGCCUGGACUUUGAAACGCUCCCGCUCCUGCAGACGUACCUGUCGGGAACAAACCCGCCAGACCUGCAGGCAGACGAGGUGAUCUCCGUGGUCAUCGUCAAGCUCUACCCAGACGACCCCGACGGUCUCCUCGGCCGCGCCGCGUACGUGUUCCUCAAGCCCACCAACGACCAGAUCAACCCGUACGAGUUCUACCUGUUUGAGGCCAACUACUACCUGCCGCCGCCCACCUCGUCCGGGCGGCGGCGGCUGCUCGCGGCGAUCCCCAAGACCACGUCGCCGCCGUCGGGGAGCCAGAAGGGGUGCUGCGCGAAAGCCAAGAUCCCGCCCACCUCGUCCGUUGAUGCUGUCAGUUGUGCUUUCCCACUGAUUGUCUGGAUGGAGGAAACAACGGCCGCCGCAGAAACAGCUCCCGCCGCUUCCGAUCAACCCACAGAGGCGGCGCCUCCGUUAGGAGCGCCGCAGCGCGCGGGGCAACGGACGAUUCUCAUGGCGCUGGACUGCUCCGACAGCAGCUGGGCCGCGCUGCGGUGGGCCCUCGAGAACGUCGUGCGGCCGCCCCACGACCGCCUCGUGCUCAUGUCCGCCGUGGCGCCCGUGGUUUCGUACACCGGCAUGACCGGCCGGCCAGGCAUGCAUCUGAGCGACUCGUUCGUGAAGGACGAGAGUCACCGCCGCCGGUCGUCCGCGCUGGCCCUGCUCAACCGAGCUCGCGCCGCCUGUGCUGAACACCAGGUGGCAGCGGAGGUUCGGGUGCACACGGGGGAUGCGCGCACAGCCGUGGUGGAGCUGGCCUCUGAAGUCACCGCUGACCUCGUCAUCGUCGGCAGCCGCGGCCACGGCCCCCUGCAGAGGCUGCUGCUGGGGAGUGUGUCAGAGUACUGUGUGCACCACUGCACCAUGCCCGUCCUAGUCUACCGCCCUGCCACUGCUGCUGCCAAGAUGGCUGCGGCGGCUUCUACGGCUGCAGGACGGGAGCUGAACCGACGCGAGCUAGAGGAGCUGGCGAACGGCGUGGGGGAUGGCGGGGGCAGCGGGGACGAGCAGGGCAGCAUGGCCAUGCGGGACAGUGACGAGGAGGAGGAGGAUGAGGAUGGGGAUGGGGAUGGGGGGUAUUACGGGGAGAGGAGGGCGGGGAGGGAGGAGAGGGAUGGUGGGUACGGGGGCAGGCGAGGCGAGGGACGGUGGUGGAGCCUGGCAGCAGCGAGGGCGGCAGCAGCAGCAGCCAAGGGCGGGGAGGCCGCAGGCGUGGCAGGGUUCGUGUCUCUGCUCCGCAGCAGCGGGGGGUGCCGCAGCGUAGACGAAUUCGAGCGCCUCAACCGCAUCGACGAGGGCACCUACGGCGUGGUGUACCGCGCGCGUGACAAGAAAACCGGGCGGGUAGUGGCCCUGAAGAAAGUGAAAAUGGAGCGCGAGAAGGAGGGUUUCCCGCUGACGUCGCUCCGGGAGAUCAACAUCCUGCUGUCGCUGCAGCACGAGGCGGUGGUGGGCGUGCGCGAGGUGGUGGUGGGGAGCAGUGUGGAUAGUAUCUUCAUGGUGAUGGAGUAUAUGGACCAUGAUGUGAAGAGCCUCAUGGAGAGCAUGAAGCAGGCGUUCAGUCCGAGUGAAGUGAAGUGCCUCAUGCUGCAGCUGCUCAGUGGGGUGGCCUACAUGCACGACAACUGGGUGCUCCACAGGGAUCUGAAGACGUCCAAUCUGCUGCUGAACAACCGCGGCGAGCUCAAGAUCUGUGACUUUGGCCUGGCCCGCCAGUACGGGUCGCCGCUGCGUGCCUACACGCACAUGGUCGUCACACUCUGGUACAGAGCGCCGGAGCUGCUGCUGGGAGUGCGCAAGUACUCAACAGCGGUGGACAUGUGGUCCGUGGGAUGCAUCAUGGCUGAACUGCUCUGCAAGGAGCCUCUGCUGCCCGGCAAGUCCGAGCUCGACCAGAUCGACAAGAUAUUCAAGCUGCUUGGCACGCCGACGGAGAAGAUGUGGCCCGAGUUCGCUCACCUGCCCAGUGUGAAGCGAGUCAGCUUCGUCCGCCAGCCGUACAACCGGUUGAGGGAGCGCUUUCCAGCGGUGGCGUUUGGCGGCAAGCCUGCUCUCUCCGAUGCUGGCUUUGACCUGCUCAACCGCAUGCUCACAUACGACCCCGCCAAGCGCAUCACAGCAGCGGAGGCACUGCAGCAUGAGUGGUUCAGAGAGGUGCCUCUCCCCAAGGCGCAAGAGCUCAUGCCCACGUUUCCAGGGCGGAAUGAGCAGGACAGGCGGUUGAGAAGGCUGCAGCGCAGCCCAGACCCCCUCAAACUGAGGGGUGCUCAGAAUGAUGCAGCCAUGGGAAUGGUGUUUCCUAGUAAUGCGGGAGUGCUGGGGCACAGCGCUUAUUAA